Molecule: messenger RNA, 2731 nt
Organism: Colletotrichum scovillei
Lineage: Eukaryota; Fungi; Ascomycota; Sordariomycetes; Glomerellales; Glomerellaceae
Exons: 2
Coding region: 987-2498 (503 amino acids)
Source: RefSeq, a predicted model, not a curated record
CUGGAUCUUUGAAAGUAAGUAAGUACCUUAGCUUACAUUACCUCAUCUUCCCUUCCCAAAGAGUCAAGUUGCCAGUCUACCGUAAUCAAGCCCAAUCCAUCUCGCAACACCUCCAUCUUCCAUUCACCUCCCUGACAGUUCCUCUUCCUUGCUUCUCAAACCUCCUCAUCCUCUUCCACCUUUAUGCUCACCGUCCCCGAUCCCCGUCCCUCCAUUCCACCUUGCGACACCCGCGACGCCGAGCAGGGACACGGUACCUUGGCCACUCGUUCCGACUCAGAAAAGUCGCCGGACGUUUCCUCCCCGCCCAAUCACCUCGCGGUACCUUACCUAGCUAAGGCAGGCAGGGACGAUCCAAGUCAAAUCGCCACCACCUCAAGCCUGCUACGUAAGGUAGAGAGUAGGUAGAAACAAAACAGAGACUAAAACCACCUCCCAUUCCCAUUCCUGCCAGCGACAUACCAACGAACGCCAGCCCGAAUCCUCAGCUCGUGGCGCUUCACUUCUCGCCCUUUUUCGCCCUUGGUGUCUUGUUACACACCACUGACUGACCCAACUGUCUCUGUCGCACGUACACACCACACACAUUCGCUCACUCGCACAUGCUGCAGUGUCUACACGCCUACUGCGAGCUGCGAGACACGCAGCUCCUCAUUUGUUCCUAGCGCCCAUUCUUCCCUCUCUCCGCCCCUCUUCCUCCUUUCCUCCUUUUUUUCCUUUCUCUCUCCUUUCCUCGGGCUCAAAAGCGCGUCUUGGAAGAGCAUUUCUCCUAGGCUUUUUCUCAAGGUUGUGGCGUGUGUCGGAUGAGGAGCCUUCAAAACCCCUAGAUUGCCUGCCCAAACUCGGACUCUCACAUCUCGCGUCGAGCUUCCAGCAAUCGACACCUUAUGGAAUAAUAGUAAAGGACGCAAGAAGACACCAUAGGAACCGAAUUCCACAAUAAUACAUUUGAACUAUCCGAGCUGGUAUCACUUGCGCCGCCCACCAUGUCGGACGAGAACGGUUCUCGAAGUCCAACUUCGCCCCUCACAACGACGAGCAACACCAGUAGGAAGCAGACCAUAUCAUCACCGGGAACGACAGCUUCACCAGCACCCUCGGGGCACUCGUUCAAACGCGCCGUGACCGUAGACGAGACAUCUCAGGUGCGCCGGCGGCCGCCUUUCAGCCAUAUUCCAACAGAGAACUCAUUCGCCGAGAGAGGCCUUGGGAGGAGAAGGAGUUCGACGUUGUCGGAUUAUAGCUUUGGCGAUGCGAGAGAUUUUCUCAACCCCAGACCUGGAGACGGUUUACCAUCAACAUCGACGGACGAACUAUCCAACUGGGCCUCGGUUCCUCUGGCAUUUGCACUUUUACCCGCGGUCGGUGGUCUGCUUUUCAAGAAUGGUAGCGCCGUUGUGACGGACGUCAUGUUGCUGGGCUUGUCGGCCGUGUUCCUGCACUGGUCCGUCACGCAUCCAUGGAAUUGGUACCACUCCGCGCAAGCAGUACGAGAGCGGGCAGAGAUCAGCACGAGCGCCGUUAUUGACGACGAGAGCGAGACAGAGCAGGCGGCUAGAAGCCCCUCACCGGCAGCAUCGACGGCUAAUGGCCACACGACCAACGGAAGCGUCGACGAAGCGUCCGAAGUACCCACGACGCCCACGUCCUUUGUCCAGGAACAAGUACGCAAGACGACGCCGCCAAGAAACAAGAAGGAGGACGCAUUGGCUGAGCUAUGGGUACAUGAAAUUCUGGCCCUGGUAUCAUGCUUCAUGUUUCCCAUGCUGGGCGCAUAUUUGCUGCAUGCCAUUCGCGCGCAACUUAGUCGGCCCUCGGAGGGUCUGGUUUCCAACUACAACUUGACGAUUUUCCUCUUGGCUGCAGAGGUACGGCCGAUUUCGCAUCUCAUGAAGCUCGUGCAGUGCAGGACCAUUCAGCUGCAGCGGGAUGUCCACGUAAAUCCGUACAAGGACGACGGCGCCACGUCAGAUCAGAUGAGGGUUCUCAUGGCACGGUUGGAAAUGCUCGAGUCACGGCCUGAGCCGACGCCGAUGAAGCACAAUGGAAACUCGGACAAUUCUAAAAUCAAGCAAGAGGCUUCUAUUGCCCGCGAUGUUCGUAACGCCAUCCAGCCCGAUCUGGAUGCGCUGAAUCGGGCUGUGCGACGAUACGAGAAGAAGGCGACUGUACUUGCCUUCCAGACCGAAUCGCGUUUCGCGGCAGUCGAUACCCGCCUGAACGAUGCCAUUGCGCUGGCGGCAGCAGCGGCAAAAAACAGCGUCGCUCGGCCGGGCUUUAUGCAGUGGCUUGUAGAAUCCGUGUGGGCCAUCAUCACGAUGCCCUUCUUCGCGGUGGUCGCUCUGCUGGUGCUGCCUUUCAAGACAGUUAGAGGCUUGCUCAAGCGUAAGAAGAGGUCCCUCCCUGAAAGGACAUCAAAGUCUAGUCGAAAUGGGAAGGCUGUGGGACACGGGAGGAUGGCGGCAGACAGACAACCAAGCCGCGUCUCAAAGAGGUGAAAAUGAUAUAAGAUAUUGGGGCGUAAGAUGAGAGCAAGGCGGAGGGGCUAGGAGGUUUCCCAGGUAUUCAUUCUCUUGGUAACCAGAAAAAAGGAUCAGGUUUUUGGCAAGGAUACCACCCAUGAGACAAGAGGGAUGGGGCUUUCCAAUAAGCCGGCGUUGUAAUGCGGUUUCCGAAACCACGUCCUCUGAGAAACCAAUUCGGAGGACACGGGCUUCGAUGUGUUUGGAGA